This is a messenger RNA of Misgurnus anguillicaudatus (oriental weatherfish), 1679 nucleotides long. RefSeq names its product protein phosphatase 1 regulatory subunit 3C2, duplicate a (gene ppp1r3c2a). Gene Ontology annotation, molecular function: glycogen binding; protein phosphatase 1 binding. Gene Ontology annotation, biological process: regulation of glycogen biosynthetic process. Gene Ontology annotation, cellular component: protein phosphatase type 1 complex. The record is from RefSeq and is a predicted model, not a curated record. Lineage: Eukaryota; Metazoa; Chordata; Actinopteri; Cypriniformes; Cobitidae.
CACAACACAGAGCUAGUGAAACAUUUUGUCUGAAUGAAGGUUUUAGUAAGGGUUCGAUUUAGAAGGACAACAGGUGAUGUUAACUCAUCAUAAACUUUAAUUUGUGCUUUUCCAUACAACUAAGUGCAUUUCUACGAUCAUAGUUGACGGAUACUCCAUUUCAGCACAUCUCCCAUUGAGCGAGAAAAUCAGACAUUUCAUUCUCAAUAGACGGACAGACGAAAUCCAAAAAUGACCAGCACAAGACUAUAUGGAUUUAGCCCUUAUUCAACCCCUGAGUUUGUUAUGCCAGUGGACCUCGCCAUGCAUACGCAGACAAACCCACCGGUGUCUCAUCUCCUCGGCAUACAAGCUCUCCGGCCCUCUCCACUCAACAUUCCCUCGCAGGAUUUUCAGUUCUCCAGAUAUUCCACCCCAUCAUUCAACAUGCCCUCACAAGAGCUUCAGCUCUCCAGACCUUCCACCCCAUCACCUACACCAUCGCUCUCUUCAUACAGUUCUGGCGGUUCAAUCUCCCCAUCCUCUCCAGGCAGAGGAACCAUGCGCCAGAAAAAGCGAGUGGUGUUCGCCGACGCCAAAGGGCUCUCGCUCACAUCCGUGCGCAUCUUCACAGCUGACCAGUCAGAGACGGAGUCUGAAGAUGCAUCGCAGCCUGAGGACAAGAUGAAGGUUGCAGAUAGGCCAUCCACACAGAACGCGAGGAUACGAGUAAAACUUGGCUUUCCACAACCUUGUCCAGACCGUGCAAGUUUAAAAGAAAAUCUGGUCCAGUUGGAGAGCUGCAACGUGACCGAGAAGACCCUGAGCGGUUUGGUGCGCGUCUGCAAUGUGAAGUUUGAUAAGACUGUUUUAAUUCGCAUAACUUUUGACUCAUGGCGAAGCCACCAAGACAUUCCAUGCACGUACGUGAGGGAACCAAAAGCGUCUUUGGAGACGGACUUGUUUGCUUUUAAUAUUGCCAUACCAUCUGAUCUGGACCCAGCCAAGAGAGUGGAGUUCUUAGUGGUCUUCCAACCCGGCAAGUCCGGCUUGCAGCUGGUGGACAAUAACAAAGGCAAAAACUACCACAUCUCGUUGGAAACCCCGACAUCGGAACUGCAACGCUUUUUUGUGCAGAGUAGACGAAGCUUCGUCAUACCGAGUCCCCAACGCCUUUCGGUAUGGCCUGCGGUCAGAGAACAUGUACUGCACAGGUCAAAAUACAUGCCGUGCAAAGGCCCUCUCUACAACGAGCGUCCGUUACACAAGACCUGGGGAAGUAUGACAAAUUUAACUGGACAGUGUUGAUGUGGGACCAGAUGUACCCCUAAGCAUUGCACUAUACUGACAUUACAAAUGUAACUAAAUAAAAAAGGCGAGCAGGUGAAGAAUGUGUAUCAAUAAGACUUCAACAUACUUCAUCUUGUUCAAUGCCCUUUUGUUCGUAAUGCUGCUAUUUUAAAUAAGAUGUAUUGUGUACAUUACAUUUUAUUUUGUUGUCUUAAUUUGCACAUUAAUGUAUACGGCUGUUAUGGGAAACUUUGGAAGUCUUUCCCCGUUUUUGUCUGUACACUCGGUUCAUUUUUCUAAAUAGGGAAAUUUAUGAAAAAAUGACAAUCCUUUGUGUAUAUAUGUCUAUAUUAUUAUUAUUAUGUAUUUAUUUUAAACUCUACAGUAAUAAAAGAAGAGAUUGUUUGUAA